This is a messenger RNA of Octopus bimaculoides (California two-spot octopus), 5357 nucleotides long. RefSeq lists its product as uncharacterized. Gene Ontology annotation, biological process: vesicle-mediated transport; signal transduction. The record is from RefSeq and is a predicted model, not a curated record. Lineage: Eukaryota; Metazoa; Mollusca; Cephalopoda; Octopoda; Octopodidae. Gene Ontology annotation, molecular function: guanyl-nucleotide exchange factor activity; small GTPase binding. Gene Ontology annotation, cellular component: cytosol; endocytic vesicle.
UUGGAAGAAGCUAACCUUCUAUGUAGAUAAUAAACAAAUAAAACACUAGUGGCUACUUUGUGACUUUAUCACUUUUGCUUGUUGCUAUUUCCAGUCGUUGCCAUUACAAUCAACAAGUCAGUGAUGUUAUUAUUUUAAAUUAUGCUUUCAACUAUAAUCCAGUCUUCCUGGCAGCAACAACACCACCACCACCACCACCAACAACAACAGAUUGUGUGCGUUAAGGCUGGAUAAACACACACACACACACACACACACACUCAGUGGCAUAACAACUUUGUCAAACUUAACAACAAUAUCACAUACACAUUAUUACUAUAUCAGUUGGAAGCAGUUCGAAGUUACAUAAGACAAGUUUUAAUUAAUGAAUUGGUAGCUUUGAAAAAAAGAAGAAAGAACAAGACUUUUAUAUAUUUUUCAUGCAAAUAUUUCUUUGAGUAAAUUCAAAGUGUUUAAAAAAAAACAUAGUGUGUGAUGUUUUUGCAAGUCUAUUUAUGAAAACAACCUGCAAGCAUUUUUGAAACAGUUUAUUCACCAAGUGGCAGCAGCUAAAGAUUUUACUGGAAUUCAAUUUAUGUAAGGCUUUAAACAUGUCUAGGAUGGCUUCUUCUUCUCUCUGCACAUGUCAACUACAAUUUAUAUAAUUCAUAAAUGGUGUUGUCGAAUUGAUAAAACUUCAAGUCCAAAUGUGUUGUUACCAGCAAUAUGGUAGUCCAUUUGAUAUGAAAUAUUGUGUAAAAGAUGGACCGCCGCCACUGUAUAAGACUUGCUGCAUUUUCCAAAAGUACCGCAAAUGUCGGACUGGUCAUUUGGAAUUGCACAAUAAGAUGUUAAAUAACUUUGCCACAGAUUUGGAUAUUCUGCUGAGCGACCUUUCUCAGUCUUGUCCUGUCUCCAACCCACCAAAUUUUUCUCCUCUAAAACUGGGUGCAUCAAAAAAGGAUAUUAGUCAUUUGCAGGAAACUCAUUAUGACCGCUGUCCUGAUAUUACAGAGAUCAGUUCGAAUAACUGCAGGAUAACACCAAUUUCUAUAGAGCAGGAGACUCGACCAAUCAGCUUCUGGGAGCGCCUUGAGAAAAGCCGUUCUAUCUGGUGCCUGCCAGAUAUUGGUCGUAUUGGUGCUGUUCAUCUUCUCAAGGAUGGAAUUCCUGGGAUGUUUAUUGUACGGCAAUCAACUCAAAAAAGCUCAAUGGCUCUGUCUGUUCACUUGUCGCAGUCAGAUGGACCUGUUGUAGAACAUUACUUGAUAGAGAAUUACAGUGACUCUCCACAUCUGCAAGGCUCGGACAAAACGUUUAACAAUGUGCCUGAACUUAUCUAUAAUUACUGUAAAAACUUGGAAGACCUCCCCCAGUUGUUGGUGCUACCUGAUCCAAUUCUCAAAGCUGAAACAUCACAGCAACUUACUUCAUUAGCUUUGUUAGGCCAAGCUUUCUGGACCUCGGACAUUAUGAAGAAAUCUAUAUCUGCUCAGAAAAAUAAAUCUGAGAAAUGUAGUCUCCACAAGUCUUUGAGUGAGCCAACAAGUAUGUCGUCGAAAGCAUUGAAUGGAAACAAGUUGGGCCAAGUGCCACCACACAAUUCAACGAACACAAUUCCCGCUGGAAGCACUGGUAUCAGACUUACAGCUAACCAUAAAACGAAACCUUUGACUAAUUACAAAAGCAAAUCUAAUUGCCCUAAUGCAGGAUGUUGCAAGUCAAAGUCCAAAACAUCAUGUUCAGAUUCUCAUCUCGUAACAUCAUGCAUCUCCAAGACAAACCAGCAACAACAUUCUGAUGGCAGUAGUAGAGAAGGUAGUGUUGUUGACAUGAAAGUUCACCGUUCACAUACACAUCCACAAAUCAAUACUUUAAAUUUACCACAGACUGAACUUCAAUCAGGUCCUGCCAUUGAUCAUCUUUCUGUCCCCCAAUACUUUCAUAGUAACUUGUCAGAUAAACUUAGUGAUUAUGAAGAUGUUUGGAAAAAUUCUCCAUCAGUUAAAAGUGCAGAUAUUGAUGGUUCCAGAAUGUUCAGUGAUUCAGAAGCAGAAAAUAACUGUACGCUAUACAUCCCUAAAAAAAAUGCAGAUUCACAGACUGAACAAUUAUCUGUGAGCCUGAUUGGCUGUGUUAGUUCUGAAAAGCAAAGAGAAGAUCUGUAUGCAAAAUCUUCACAUGAUGUAAGCUUCAAACAUCAGAAAGCAAUUGAAGAUUUGUACAGUAAAUCAGCUCAUGAUAUUAGUUAUAAGUUUAAAAAAGCUUCCAGUCCAGAUAAUUGUCGAAAUCCUACCAGCAAAAUGCAGCACAGUGCUGUUACAUGGCCAUCUCAAUCUACUUCAUCUUCUCAUGUUGAAGGUCGUAUCACCCGACGAGGCUCUACAGGUCAAACUGUACAAUAUUCUAACAAGUGUUCAUUGAUAGAAACUUGCCCAAAAGCUGUCGAGCUUCAGAAGAGAAAUUCUUUACAAGAUGAACUGAGUUGUGAUGUGGCAGACAUAGCAAAGUGCAAUGUAAACAUGACUGGUUCUGUGAUCUCUUGUGAGAAGACAGAUCAACCAAUGAACAAAUUCUCUGAAAAGACAAAACCCCCGCCCUUACAUAAUGUACCAUAUGUUCAAAAAUCUUCCGAUGGAAAGACCAAAAGUCCUGUCUACACUGAGCCCUUUGACUCUAUAGGGGUCAAUUCAGUGAUAUUCCCACCUGUAAGCUCUGCAAACAAACAAGUUUAUGGACAGAAAUCCACACUACACAACUGUCGGGAACGACGUAAAAAUCGUAUCUCACAUCAACCCACAUUAGAAACUAUUUAUUCACCUUCAGUUACACCAAAUACCACCAUUUUUUCUUUUGAUAAAUACAAGAUCAAAAAUGGUAAAACUUCAAGUGAUAUGAACAAUAAUGCUAACCAAAGUUUACAAAUGCCUUGUUACUAUAGUCAGAAUGAAAACCACAAAAAAACAGAUAAAAUUGAGCUCAAAUACAGUGAUAAGGGUUCAUUACAUAAUAUGUGUUCAAAAGUUGCUGAUAACAUAUUACUAACGAUGAACGUGCAUGAGAGUAAGUCAAAUAGUCAGACAUUGCAUAAAUUCCCUGUGAAUCCCAAAAUCCCUGCUAAAGAUAUGGAGUCAAAUUUCUCCACCUUAGAAGAUUUGAUAUCUCCCCAACUGACAUUAAAACCCAUGGAACAACCAAAUCUGAUCAUUUCCUCUAAGACAUCCGAAUAUGAUAAUCUAAACCAAUAUCGAGCUGUAUCUCUUGUCAGUGAUGCAGGAACGGUUUUCUCGAAACCAUGGGACAGUGAAAAAUGGGACAACAUUCUAAAAUGCGAUGAUCUUAGUGCUUUGCCUUUGGUUAACCCAUUCGAACGAAUUCAAGAAUGGCAAGAAUUAAGCCAAAAUUAUACUCAAAAUGCAAAAGAUAGCGCUAAUUUUCAGAACAGACAUAGCAUGACCUCAAGUUGUUCACAUGUUGAAGGUACACCUCUUCCAGACUCUGUGAAGGCUCAAAUGCUUGAACACAAAGUAAUGAAGGAACUUAUUGCCAAAGCAGAAGACAAAGAGAAACUACCAAUGUUAUCACCAAAUGAACCUUUUGACAAACACCUUCAAUUAACUCUAAACAAAAGUCCUGGAAUGAAUCUGAAAGAAUACGUUCUUCAUUUAGCAAGCAGUCCUGAUACUUUUGGCCUCCAAAUCAAGCAUUUUGUUGAAUGUACAAAGGAAAGUCAAGAAACCAACCCACGUUGUGUCAUGAGCAAUGUUCGGCAGUUUAUGACUGGAAUGAAAAACUAUCUGUUUCACAACAAUCAAAAAGGUUUAGACACACUGAUUAAGAGAGAAUCUAGUCGAGUGAGUUACUUCAUCAAUGCUAUUAUUGAGAGUUCUCUACACGAAAGUGUCAUUCUGCCUCUGAAGAAACAUAUCUAUCAACUGCUGGCUGCCGAUUACACUAAAAAUGGAAGUGUGGAAACUCUGUAUAAAAAUAUUGUCUAUGCUCGUACACGGCCCUUGAGUGACCUUGGUCUUCGGGGCAACUUAAGUCCACCAGGCAAAGAAGAUCUCCAGUUAAUCAGACAUCAUCUGACACAAAUCAAAUUAGCUUAUUCACCUGUGAAAAAGUUGGAAAACCUUCUGGCUGCAGCAUAUUGUAUUACCAACUGCUUAAAUAGUCAGUCUCUGGAUGGAAGAGGAAGUGGUUCCGUUCAGACUGAUGACUUUCUGCCAAUGUUGACCUAUGUGAUAGUUGAUGUGGGUCUCGUCACAGCUGAAAUAGAAGCCGAUUAUAUGUGGGGCCUACUUCAUAGUUCUCAGGUCACAGCUGAAGCUAGCUAUUAUCUCUCAACACUAAGCAGUGCUGUUCUCUUACUUAAGAUCUUCAAAGAAACACACCAAACAAAUUCUUCUAAUGGACAUCAGGGCCGGUUACCAAGUAUUAGUGAUAUGCAAGGCUUCCUUAAGGUAGCAUUUCCUGAUGAAUUUCGAGACAGCAUUAUUUGGAAGACACUGCCUAUUAGACCAAAUAUGACCACAAAAGAUGUUUGUGCCAUGAUUGCUCACAGAUUCCGAAUCACCAAUCCACAAGACUAUGGUUUAUUUAUUUUAGUAAAUGGACAAGAGAAAUUCUUGGCUGAGACCACUUGUCCACAGAAUAUAAAGAUGGAGAAUGCUGAUGUAAAACAGGAAUGUAUUUUUGCUUACAAGAGAAUUGCUGCCAAUAUAGCUUGGCCUCAUCACUGGCAAACAAGCUGAAAAAAAAUCCCCAAAAAAACUGGACUCUAUUUUUUGAUCUGAAAUUGUUUCACUUAAAUAUUGUCAGCAUCCAUAAUGGAGUGAUAGGCAUGGAAAGUUAUUAAUGUGUUUUAUACAACAGAAACUGGUGGUGGGGAUAUCAAUUCCCUUCAGUUUCUCUGGAGAUCUCCAUCAUGGAAACAGAAACAACUGACUCAUUGAGCUUCAAAGAAUUGUAUCAAUUCUAUAUUUCAUCUGCCUUUUCCUCCUGUAUUCCCCCCAAAUUGUCCAAAUAUCUGCCCCCUCUCCUCACUCGCCCUUUUAACAAAUAAGUCUUUCAUAAUAUUCCCUUAUUUUUGUUUUAAUUCCAAAGUGAAGUUUAAUAAAUGAAAUGGAUUGGUUAAUGGAAUUAAGGAAGGAGGAAGGAUUGUCAAUGAAGUUCCACUCCCCCUCCCUCAGUUGUAUCUUCUCUCAUAACAUACUCUCUUCAAAAUGGAGAAGCUGGUGUUUUAAAAUGGCCAUCCAGCUGUAAAACGAUAUGCCAAACACCACAGUCUGCAAUUUACCAUUAUCCAAUCUAUGGAAAUAUUUGUAACAAUAAAAAUAGAAAAAAUGGUUUCAAAACCAUGAAAAAAUACAAAGAAA